UUUUUCCAGUGAAUGAUAAAUUUGUAGUGCUUAAACAUUACCGUUGGUUUACAAUUUAAAUAUAUAUUUAUCUAUAUUUAUACUUUAUACUGGUAACACUGUAAACUUGUGAAUGUCCAGAUUUACCGGGAAUCGAAGACAAGUGGAAGACAACCCAACGAUGUCCCAACUGCAUAAUAAUUCAUUACUUUCAGGAGGAAGUAAUAAUAAUAAUGUUAAUGUUAAUAAGAGAAAUACUGGUAAUAGUAGUUUAGGUAAUCUUAAAACUGAAUUAUUAAAUGAACAAAAACAAGAAAUUAGAGAAGCAUUUUCAUUAUUUGAUAUGAAUAAUGAUGGAUGUUUAGAUUAUCAUGAAUUAAAAGUUGCCUUUCGAGCUCUUGGAUUUGAUUUAACUAAACGUGAAGUAUUAGAUAUUAUUCAUGAAUAUGAUACUGAUGAUUCUAAUCUUAUUACAUAUGAAAAUUUCUUUAAAGCAGUAGGAGAAAAGAUAAUAAAUCGAGAUCCAUUAGAUGAAAUAAGGAGAGCAUUUAAAUUAUUUGAUGAUGAUAAUACUGGUAAAAUAAGUUUAAGAAAUUUAAGAAGAGUAGCUAAAGAAUUAGGAGAAAAUUUAACUGAUGAUGAAUUAAGAGCAAUGAUUGAUGAAUUCGAUCUUGAUGAAGAUGGUGAAAUAAAUGAACAAGAAUUUAUCAAUAUUUGUACAGAGUAGUGGUAUUGUAAGGUUACUAUUCUGUAAUAUACUAUACUAUUAUACUAUUAUACUAUUAUACUAUUAUACUAUUAUACUAUUCUA
Molecule: messenger RNA, 790 nt
Organism: Scheffersomyces amazonensis
Lineage: Eukaryota; Fungi; Ascomycota; Pichiomycetes; Serinales; Debaryomycetaceae
Product: centrin
Exons: 1
Coding region: 113-706 (197 amino acids)
Biological process (GO): spindle pole body duplication
Cellular component (GO): mitotic spindle pole body; half bridge of spindle pole body
Molecular function (GO): microtubule binding; calcium ion binding
Source: RefSeq, a predicted model, not a curated record